Trichoderma asperellum CBS 433.97 is the source of this 2822-nucleotide messenger RNA. RefSeq lists its product as uncharacterized. Gene Ontology annotation, cellular component: extracellular region. Gene Ontology annotation, biological process: xylan catabolic process. Lineage: Eukaryota; Fungi; Ascomycota; Sordariomycetes; Hypocreales; Hypocreaceae. The record is from RefSeq and is a predicted model, not a curated record. Gene Ontology annotation, molecular function: alpha-glucuronidase activity.
CUCGCAGCUCUCAAAAACUGAUUACUCAAUCCGAAAAAGCUUAACUAGUGUUCAUCCUAUUAUUCGCAUUUGUCUCGUCAAACCUACACUACUCUAAAUUCCUAGCCUUCUUUUGAAUAUGCUUCCGCCUGAGACUGGCCUCGACGGUUGGUUGCGGUAUGCCGCACUUCCUGAUGAGUGUGCCGGCCUACGCACCCGAUACUCGACAAUUAUCUCCCAUAUGGACAGCCAAAGUAGCCCUAUAUUCACUGCCGCGAGAGAGCUGCAAUUCGGCCUAUCCAAGAUUCUGAGCCAGAAUGUUAGUCUUGAGACGAAGCUCUUGGGAACCGCAGCCAGCUCCUCUAUUGUUGUAGGAACUAUAAAAACAUUCUCGUCUACCGGCCGGGAUAUUCAUGAAACCCUGUCCCUCAAAGAGGAUGGAUACUGUCUCGUCUGUAAGGACGGGAAGGCUACGGAAAUCAUUGGCCAAAACGAACGGGGUGCACUGUACGGCGCUUUUGAGCUCCUCAGACUUCUGUCGCAGAACCACCCGCUUCCCGAAAUGCGUAUAUCCAAUCCCAGUGCUCCAAUUCGGUGGGUAAAUCAGUGGGAUAACCUGGACGGCAGCAUUGAAAGAGGAUAUGCAGGUCCAUCGAUAUUUUUCGCGGACGGAUAUGUGCUCGACGACCUGACCCGUGUUCAACAAUAUGCGCGGUUGCUGGCUUCUGUCGGACUGAAUGGUCUGAUCGUAAAUAACGUCAACUCCAAUUAUAACCUUCUUAAGCCCAUUAAUAUGCAAGGACUGGCUCGGAUUGCUGACAUCAUGAGACCAUGGGGAGUUAGAAUUGGCAUUUCUUUGAACUUUGACACCCCAAAGGGCCUUGGAGGUUUGCAGACAUCUGAUCCUCUGGAUCCCGACGUCAUUUCUUGGUGGGAGGACAUUACUUCUGAGCUGUACCGUCAUGUCUCUGACAUGUUGGGAUAUCUGAUCAAAGCGAAUUCUGAAGGACAGCCGGGCCCACUGACAUAUGGCCGCACUCUUGCUGAUGGUGCAAACAUGUUUGCCAGAGCCUUGCAGCCGCAUGGUGACGGUGUCGUCGUUUACCGCGCCUUCGUCUACAAUCACCACCUCGAUGAGUCGGAUUGGAAAAAUGAUAGGGCAAACGCGGCUGUUGAGUAUUUUGAUGGACUAGAUACUCAAUUCGAAGAUAACGUCAUUAUUCAGAUCAAAUACGGCCCCAUUGAUUUUCAGAUUCGGGAACCGCCGUCGCCUCUUCUUGCUCACCUGCGGAAAACGCCAAUUAUUCUAGAAUUACAGGUUACGCAGGAGUAUCUUGGCCAACAAGAUCACGUCGUAUAUUUACCACCGCUUUGGAAGACGAUUUUCGAUUUUGAUCUCCAUAUAGACGGCCAGCAAUCAUUGGUCCGAGACGUAGUUUCUGGUCAACGGUUCAAUUGGAGCAAAAGUGGUUACGCGGCAGUGGUUAAUGUAGGCAACGAUCUUACAUGGCUGGGCAGUCAUCUUGCAAUGGCCAAUCUGUAUGCAUAUGGAUUGUGCACUUGGGACCCUCAGCAGAGCGAGGUGGACAUAAUCCAAGGUUGGGCACAAUUGACCUUCGGUUUAUACAAAACCAUCGCGAAUACCAUAACAAAUAUUUUCAUGACUUCUUGGCCGACAUAUGAAGAUUACAGCGGUAACCUCGGCAUUCAAACCUUGUGCGAUAUUGUCACGCAUUGUCAUUAUGGCCCCUGCCCAGCAGCGCAGGAUGGCAAUGGAUGGGGCCAGUGGACUCGUGCUGACGCACAUUCUAUUGGAAUGGACCGAACUGUUGCCACGGGAACAGGAAAUGCAGGGCAAUAUCCUCAAGUUGUUGCUGAGCGGUUUGAGUGCAUUGAUACCACUCCUGAUGAGCUUCUCUUAUGGUUUCACCAUGUUCCGUACACCCAUCGUCUAAAAUCAGGUAAAACAGUGAUUCAACACUUCUACGACGCCCACUAUUCUGGAGCUUGUGUCGCACAGACAUUUCCACAGCAGUGGGAAGCCUUGCGGGGAUUGAUAGACGAUGAUCGAUUUGACCAUGUGGCUUUUCGUCUACGGUAUCAAGCGGGCCAUGCUCUGGUCUGGCGGGACUCAAUCAACAAUUUCUAUUACGCCAAGUGUGGGAUCAAAGACGAACAUCACCGAGUUGGUAACCAUGCAUGGAGAAUUGAGGCCGAAGAUAUGACGCUUGAAGGAUACGAAGUGGUUCCUGUGACGCCAUUCGAGGCUGCAUCUGGAGGAAAAGCGAUCGCGACAAUGCCAGGAGCGGAUAUAGGCACUGCACAGUGUACUGUUGCUUUUCCUUCCGGGAUCUAUGAUAUCGCGAUCAACUACUAUGAUCAUCUGGGUGGCAGAUCACAAUAUCAAAUCUUCUUGAACGACAUACUUAUUGGCGCUUGGAAAGGUGAUCUUGAAGAUAAACUGAGUCAUGACUUUUCGGACCGCAUGGAUGGCCAUUCUGCGACUCGAGUCACCUUCAAUAAAGUAGAUGUAAAAAAAGGCGAUUCCCUUACGAUAGUUGGUAGACCGGAUGGGAGCGAACUCGCUCCCAUAGACUAUAUUUCAUUAUUGCCACAAGGCAUUGUGGAUUAAACUCUGAAUGAGCAGCUCAGCUGAUUCUGGCAGGUUUUAUAGAAAUCUGGAAAUCAUCUCGAUUUUGGAACUAAAGAUACAUUUUCUUUGAUCUUCAAGAUACAAAAUCAUUACUCUAUUGAUUUUGCAUGUAGAUUUUGAGGCGUUAUUGACCCGUUAAAGCUAGUCUCGUUGCUUUGAAUGAAACAUGUCAUCAGUUGACUCUUACCGG